AUCAGCCUGAGUGCUGCUUCCUUGUGACGUUUUGGUUUUAUUGGUUCCGAUCACCAUCAUGGAAUCCGACCUCCCUUCGUGGCUUACCUGCACUAUCUGCCCCAAGUUACCCUCGUUCAGUGACACAUCCCACCUCCUGACCCAUGUUAGAUCCAAGGGUCAUCUAUCUCAUCUGCACAAGCUUCAAGUUCGAAGUCAUCAAGAGAUCGCUGCAGGUGCUCAGUUGGCCAUCUACAACCAAUGGUACCAAGACAAUGGAUUGGGCCAACUACUUUCCGAACGCAUGGUCAUGAAAGAGGCAAAACAAGCAGGCAGGAGGGCAGAAGCCAUGAGACGUGGCGCAACCAUCACCCCCCAAGCGCCACGCAAAACUGCGAUGCAUCCCCGCGACUCUGCCGGCAAAGCUGGAACCAGCAAGCCACCACGAGUUGCACGUAAGCGGCCAAGAAGAUCAAGAGCUCGAAAGACGGAGGAGGGUGAAAGUGAUCUCGACUUUAGCUUGAAAAAACGGUCAGGUAAACGCAAGCAGAAGCGUGCUCGAAUGACUACCCCAACUGAUCGAGAUACCGAUCAAGAGAUUGGAAUUCCUUCUGAUGAAGAUGCCCCUGCCGAACCUGACGACUCAUUCAUCGGAACUCCAGAGCACAGCAAGCUCAAAGGGACUGUGUGGCCUGGAAUGGAUCUCUUCGAUGCUGCUACUGACGACAUGAAACGCAUGAGAAAUCAGAAAAAAGAUGGGUCUGUUCUGAGAAAGAUGGAAAGAUUAUCAGCACUGGUACAACCAACCGAAGCUGUUUACUCUGAGACUGGUGAGCUUCGGAAGGAACGUCACCUCGAUGACCUCGAGGAUGACAGCAGUCUGAUCGAAGGAGAGACUCCGGUUCCCAAGGCAAAAUCAGUGAGGACACGGAAGAGACAACCUUUGGAGGUCAAAGACGAGAACGUCCCUCGCUUGGUCAGACGCAAGACUACCAACAGAUCUCGGGUAUCUCGCAGCAAGGCAGAUCAGGUCCUGAGCGGACUGCCACCAUUGCCUUCCUUGCCAAGCUCAUCGACUCUCGAGUCCUUGACUGUGGGCUCUCGCUUUCUCCCAACGGAGGAUACAGAUUUCGACAUCAAGCCGAUCUUGUCCAGCACCUCGAGUCGUCGACGACCCUCUCAAUUUGCAAUCUUUAACGAUGGCAGUCCCAGUCGGGGUCUGAGCCUUCCCAGUAUGCACGAACGCAACCCGUUGUACAGUGCACAGUCAUCUUUCUUGGGUGGUCCUCGCCCACAGCUCUCGACACUUACAGCUGGGUGGCUACAACCACAACAUCAUCCUUCCAUGCAACACCCCAAUGUUUACAAUGCGUACCGUCCAGCCAACAUCGGUCAAUUUGCCGAAGCUGAGAAGGAGAGCGCAAUGACUCUGGAGGAAACAGGCUCGGUUCUUCGAGCCACCAAUCCCCUUACAUGGAGAUCUCCUCUACGCGAAACUCAAGGAAUCGUGAUCGCAUCCGACUCGCCAUUUGCAAAUUUCCUGAGUUUCUUUCCAUCUGUUUCCGACAUUGAGGAUCCUUUUGUUGCCACGAAGAACCCCCUGACUGAAGCAAUAUCCCAGGCUGAAGGCAGUGACGGUGAACAUGAUCACAAAAUUCACGGCGGAUUCGGCCAGGAUAUUCACCGUCAUGAACUGACCACGAUGGGCAAAUCUAUGCCAGAAAUUAUGCAAUAG
Messenger RNA from Exophiala mesophila, 1714 nucleotides. RefSeq lists its product as uncharacterized. Bases 59 to 1714 code for a protein of 551 amino acids. NCBI's taxonomy places the organism in Eukaryota, Fungi, Ascomycota, Eurotiomycetes, Chaetothyriales, Herpotrichiellaceae. The transcript has 2 exons. The record is from RefSeq and is a predicted model, not a curated record.